This is a messenger RNA of Stegodyphus dumicola, 2759 nucleotides long. RefSeq lists its product as uncharacterized. Gene Ontology annotation, cellular component: cytoplasm. The record is from RefSeq and is a predicted model, not a curated record. Gene Ontology annotation, molecular function: protein binding. Lineage: Eukaryota; Metazoa; Arthropoda; Arachnida; Araneae; Eresidae.
CUUAUUUAUAGAAAAAAGCUUGGCCUGAAGUGGAGACGAAUGAAAAGCUUGAAGGCAAAAAUUAUAACUACAUUAUUGAAGGAAGCAAAUCAUCAAGAAUUCGUGUUCUCGAAAUCAAAAGAUUAGUGGACGCUAUUGCUCAACAGCUAGUGAUUCUGUCAGCAGAAAAGAAUGGAAUCAACAACUUGAAACGUUACUGUUGGAAAAUUUCGGGAGAAUCACUGAAAAGCAAUAAUCGUCAAAUGUUAGCACACUGUCCAUAUCCUUCGUGUUUAUUCCAUGGAGUAAAGGAACAAUCAAAAAUAAGUAAAAAGGAAAAUCAGAAAUCGAAGAAGAAAAGACCUGCGAUACGCCAGAAAACCAAGAAAGCUCCUACAAAAACUGUGCAGAAGAAACCAUUUAUAAUGCAAAAGAAUGUUAACUUACCCAAAGUCCCAUCUUCUGCCAGAACUCCUACCUAUCAAACAGUAAACAAAUACAAGAUUCCAACUGCUGUGAAACCUAUUACCAAUAAAUCAUUUUCCAAACGCAUGCUAGAAAAAGGAACCCAAACUAUUUCUAAGGAUUUACAAAGGUUAUCUCACUCAAAUUCUUCUAGAGCAACAGGAGACAGUAUAUCAGAAAGUUUUGAGAAAGAAAAUUUAAACUCAGAUGGAGAAUUUUGCUGCAAAAGUGAUACAUUGAACGAUGCGAGCAUGUUAACGGAAGAAAUUGCUUCAGAAUAUGUCGUCUCUCGGCCAGAUAUUUCCAUCAAGAAGACUGAAGAAAUUUCAUCAUCUGAAACAGGUUCUAAAAGUACAGAAACUGUAACUCGUAAGUUGUCUAAUGCAGUAUCUUCCAAAAGCAAAGUAGCAAACUCUCUCGCAAACAACUGCGAAGUAAAGCAAAAUAUAUCUAUGGAAGUUUCAAGUAAAGCAUCGCAACAAUUCCAAACUGUUACUCAGAAUACUAAUGUGUCCAAAAGCUACUUGAAUGCCAAAUCGCAUGCUUCUUCGAGCAAUCACGUCAUAGAAAGCAACAAAUUGGAAGACUUAUCCAUAGGUCAGAGCAUUAUAGCCAAAAAAACGGAAGAAAUUUGCCAAAUUCUCAAAGUAGCAAGUACUAAAAGAAAAGGAUCUUCAUCACUUCAAAGUAUAAUAAGUAAUGCAAAGACAGAAACUUCUCAACUCCAAAGCUUAGGGGCUGCAUCGAAGAGAAAAAGCUUUUCCAGUGAAGCAAGAAAUUCGAGUAAGAGUGAUAACGUUGUUAAAUCUUCAAACAGCGAACUUUCACAUGCCAAUUCGAGUACUUUAGCAGAAGAGGAAACUAAACAGAAAGCUGAUGCCCCACCUGAAGAGAAAAGAUUAUUAUAUUCUCGCAAAGACAGAAAUACCGAGAAAGUUCUGUCAUCGGUCCCUCAUUCAGAUUCCGAAGAGGGUGGGGACUUAAAAUAUCUAAAAGAGCAACACAUUUCAAGCACAGAGAAUGAAACAACGUAUAUACCUAUGGCUUCAGUCUCAUCGGAAAGUUCAUCUGAAGUGGAAGACAACAGCGAAUGCUCAAGCAGCUUCAAGGAAAAUGACGGAAUAUCACCCGAAUAUAGCAGCCAUUGGACAGUUGAAAGUUCUUCGUGUGAAGUUUCUGAUUCGGAAUUCGACAAGAGUUUCAAGGAAAAAUUCAUAGCUCUAAAGAAGUCUUUGCUAGAAGAGGAUGAUGGUAUUGUUGCUUCUUGCGAAGAUGAGGUUUCUAAUAGUAAGGAGUGUUAUACCCAACAGACAUUGAAAAGAAACUCUAUUGAAAUCAUUUCACAGUCCAAUAGAGCUCUAUUUGAUUCUUUAGACCAUGGAGACUUGGAAACAUUUGAAGAGUUGGCAAAUGAAACUGAAAAUCUUUUCGAAAUUGUUGAUGAAGAUGGAUGGAAUAUGCUUCAUCUUGCAGCUUCAAAAGGUUUGGACCAAUUUAUUGAGGUUCUCCUUAGCUUAGGAAUACCCAUAGAAAGUAUGACUAAAGAUGGAUUAACUGCUUUGUGGUUAGCCAUCAUGAACAAUCAUCUGAAGUGUUGUCAAGUACUUUUGAAGCAUGGUGCUAACAUACCUGCAAACGAAUACGGUAAAAUGAAUUACGAUGAUUUCAAGAACCCGAUAUCAACGCCUAUUAAACGCCUACUGGGAAAAUACGAAGAUAACUUUACAAAAGUCCAGAAACUUGCGGAAGUAUUCAAUCAAAUUGGAAACAAAAGGAAGAAACUUUCCAAAGAAUUAUCAAUUAAUUUACUUCAAGCAUUAGCUGAUUUGACUCUUGAAGAAGAGGAAUACGCAGAAAAGAAUACAGUAGAAAAGGAAACAAAUCACGAACCUACUCAGAAAGACAAUAACAGUUAAUAAAAUCGUAUCAAUUCAAACAAUUUUAAGAAUUUUUGUUUCAAUAUUUAAUUUAGCUUCAUCAUAACCAUAAACUUUUGAGUACUUUCUUUGUUUUGUGUUUGCUGCUGUUGCUUGGUGCUGCCUGUUUAAUUUAAAUUUUCCACUUAUCAGAAAAAUGAUAACUGUUAAUUCGAAAUGCACAUUAUCUUGUAAGUAGGUACAGUACGGGUACGCCCUGGAAACACUUUUUCAAAACAUAUGUUUAAUUUAUGUAUAUGUUACUAAUAUCAUAAGCAGAUAUUAGUUCAUUUAAAAAAUAAUCUGAUAUUAAAUAUUUAUUUAUGAAAUAUACUGAAAAUUCUUCUUUGUUGUUGCUGUUUUGUUUUGUAAACAUGGAAUGUCGUUAAUAAAUUUUAA